Penicillium vulpinum is the source of this 3414-nucleotide messenger RNA. Its product is annotated as putative mRNA-nucleus export ATPase (Elf1). The record is from RefSeq and is a predicted model, not a curated record. Lineage: Eukaryota; Fungi; Ascomycota; Eurotiomycetes; Eurotiales; Aspergillaceae. Gene Ontology annotation, molecular function: ATP hydrolysis activity; ATP binding. The transcript is spliced from 3 exons. Bases 1 to 3279 code for a protein of 1092 amino acids.
AUGCCACACACUGUCUCCCCCUCUGAGACACCCGCCAUGCCGACCAUUGUCGCAAAGGGCCCUUCCGGCGUGCCCCCCACCUCCGAAGAGAUUUCCUCCCUCCUCGACACUAUCUUCACAUCCGACACCUCCCAGAAGUCUCUUGAUGGCGCAUAUGCCUUGGCCAACUUGCUCAUCCAGGGCGCCGGCUGUGCAGGCCUGCUGAACUACAAUGUUCUCGCUAAUGUCCGCAAGGCUGCCUCUGAUAAGAAGAAUGGCGCUAAGCGCGAGAGUGCUAUGCUCAUUAUUGGUGCUUUGUUCGAGCGCUUCCCCCGAGAGUUCCCUCUCAGCGAAGCUGUUUUCCUCUUGCACGAUGGAGGCAUCUUUGACAUUGCCCUGGACGCCCUGGCGGAUAAGGGUGCCGUCGUGCGUGAUGCUGCCCAGUACGCCAUUGACGCGCUCUUUGGUUGUCUCAGCCCUGAGGCCAUGGUCAACGGUCUGAUCCCCACUCUCGAGCGCUACCUGGCCAAGGGCUCUGGCAAGUGGCAGGGCUUUGUCGGCGCCUACUCGCUUAUCGAAAAGAUGGCGGUCAAGGCGCAGUUGGGCAAGGGUUCCAAGGACGAGGAGCGCCAGAAGGACUUGCUGCGCGAUGCGAUGGGCAAGACCCUGAAGGAGCUCAUCCCCAUCGUCGAGUCCGGCAUGCACGACCUGAAGAGCGAAGUGAGCAAGCAGUCUUGCAAGACUAUGACUGCCCUCACCACUCUCCUGUCCAACGACGAUGUUGCUCCCCGCAUUCCUCUUCUGAUCAAGGCUAUGGAAAACCCCUCUGCUCAGACUCUCCAGAAGGCGAUCCACGCCUUGUCUCAGACCACCUUUGUCGCCAUCGUCACAUCCCCCGUGUUGGCCAUGCUUACUCCUCUCCUUGCUCGAUCCCUUAAUACCAAGGCUACUCCCCAAGAAACUCUUCGUCAGACUGUGGUUGUUGUGGAGAACUUGACCAAGCUAGUCCACGAUCCCGCCGAGGCUCGUACUUUCCUCCCCAACCUCCAGCCUGGUGUGAAGUCGGUCAAGGAAACUGCCUCCCUGCCUGAGGUUCGCGAGCUCGCCACACGUGCUCUUGAUGUUAUCGAGACUGCCAUGAAAGACGAUCAUCUUGCCUCUGGUUCCAUCUCUAAGAUCACUCCCGAGGAUGUCCUGGUCGUGCUGAAUGCAAAGAUUCAGGAACACGGCGGUCUGGGUGGCUUUGGCGACUCUAAGCUGCAGGAUCUGGCCACAAAGUUCAUUUCCAGUAUGGUCCGUGAGGAUAUUAACUGCCGCAUGCACGACCGUAUUCCCGACCGCAUUGAUCCCUAUCUGCGCGGUCUGCUUGCGGAUGGCAACACAGAGGCCGUUGCCACUGCUGUCAAGGCCCACUACAUUGCAGAGGAUGAGAUCAAGUUUGGCAAGCCCAUUCCUGAGGACCCGAAUGAUGUUGAGAUUGUCAACGCCGACUUCUCUCUUGCUUAUGGAGGUAUGCUUCUCCUCUCCCACACCAACCUGCGUCUCCUCAAGGGCCACCGAUAUGGUCUCUGUGGUCGCAACGGUGCCGGCAAGUCUACCCUGAUGCGCAGUAUUGCCAACGAGAAGCUGGAAGGCUUCCCACCCCAGGAUGUGGUGCGCACUUGCUUCGUGGAGCACAACCAGGGCGAAGACGCCAAUCUGACUAUCUUCGAGUAUGUUGCCAAGGACCCCAAGAUUGCUUCUCAGGGUUCCGAGCACAUUUCCGAGGUUCUUCUCGAGUUCGGCUUCACCGAUGGCCCCGAGGGCCGCCAGUCCCAGCCCGUGGGCUCGCUCUCCGGUGGUUGGAAGAUGAAGCUGGCUUUGGCCCGUGCUAUGCUCCAGAAGGCGGAUGUGCUUCUGCUGGACGAACCUACUAAUCACUUGGAUGUGGCAAACGUCAAGUGGCUGCAGGAGUACCUCAAGUCGCACACUGAGAUUACCAGUCUGAUCGUCAGUCACGACUCCGGUUUCCUCGAUGAAGUCUGCACAGAUAUCUACCACUACGAAAGCAAGAAGCUUGUCUGCUACAAGGUUCAAGUUCCCUCCCCCGGAAUCUUGUCUGGUAUCAAGUCUAUGACUCGUGCCAUUAUGCGCAUGAGCAAUGUCUCAUACACCUACCCGGGCGCCCCUCGCCCCUCGCUGCACGAUGCCUCGCUGUCGCUUACGCUCUCCUCCCGUGUCGCUAUCAUUGGCGGAAACGGUGCCGGCAAGUCUACCUUCAUCAAGAUUCUCACUGGUGAGACCAUUCCUCAGACUGGAAAGGUGGAGAAGCACCCCAACUUGCGUAUCGGUUACAUCAAGCAACACGCUCUCGAGCACGUGGAGAUGCACUUGGAGAAGACUCCCAGCCAGUACCUCCAGUGGCGUUACGCCAACGGCGACGAUCGUGAAGUGUUCCUGAAGCAGACCCGUAUUCUGACCGAUGAGGACAAGGCGCAGCUAGAGAAGCCAGUUGACCUGGGUGACGGCCGCGGUGCUCGUCGCAUCGAGGCCUUGAUUGGUCGUCAGAAGUGGAAGAAGUCCUUCCAGUAUGAGGUCAAGUGGGUUGGCCUUCUCCCCAAGUACAACACCAUGAUCUCGCGUGAGACUCUGCUUGAGCUUGGCUUCUUCAAGCUGAUUCAGGAGUUCGACGAUCACGAGGCUUCCCGUGAAGGUCUGGGCUUCCGUGUUCUUGACCCUAAGACCAUCACCAAGCACUUCGAGGAUAUUGGUAUGGACCCCGAGAUCGCCAACCACAACGAGAUCUCCGGUCUCUCCGGUGGCCAGAAGGUCAAGGUCGUGCUGGCUGGUGCCAUGUGGAACAACCCUCAUCUGCUGGUCCUGGACGAGCCGACUAACUUCUUGGAUCGUGACUCCCUUGGUGGUCUGGCUGUUGCCAUCCGUGACUUCAAGGGUGGUGUUGUUAUGAUUUCUCACAACGAGGAGUUCGUGGGCGCUCUCUGCCCUGAGCAACUGCACAUUGCCGAUGGCCGUGUUGUCAGCCGCACCAACAACGCUAUCAGCCUCGACCGCUUCGAGGACAGCGCUACCAACUCGCCUUCCGGUCCUGGUACCCCCGCUACUGGCUCAGCCGUUACCAGCGCCGCCCCAUCUGCUGUCAACUCUGGCGAUGAAGGCGACCUCAAGUUCCGCGCUAAGAAGAAGAAGAAGAUGACUCGCGCUCAGCAGAAGGAGCGUGAGAUUCGCCGUCGUCUGCGCUACAUCGAAUGGUUGAAUUCCCCCAAGGGUACCCCCAAGCCUGCCGACUCCGACGAUGAAUAGACGUGCUUCCACGUGCUUCAACAUUAUGAUUCGUAAUCGCUGAGAGAAUGAUUCCGAUCAUAUCCUCGCAUCAUGAGCACCAUGUUAAUGUUUUGGUCUGCAUUGGAUCUGAUAGAAGGUGUUUUGGCGUUCUGU